AUGGAUCCAGUAGUACGCUGCCUAAAUUACAUACGUGCAAAAGCUCUUAACGGACGUCAAUUCAGGGUAUUAUUUGAAGAAGAAUAUGGAGAGUUACAACUGUACUGUGCUGUGCGAUGGCUUUCAAGGGGCAGCAUGUUGAAACGUUUCUUGCGAGAACAGAUGUUGCAAUUUUUAGAGCAGAAAGGGGCUUUACCAUUGGAAGUUGAUUUACUGAAGAAUACAUCCUGGUUGAGUGAUCUUGCAUUUCUUGUUGACUUUACGAAUUACCUCAAUAUUUUGAAUCUCAAAUCACAGGAAACAGCAGAUGAGCAAGAAACUGCUGAUAACCAAAAAACUGCAGAUGAACAAGAAACAGAUGAGCAGCCUUUAUGGUCAAAUAAAAGCAAAUGUUUGGAAAGGGAUGUAGAAGGUACUGCAGCAUUUUUAAAGCUCAAAGAGAAAUUUGAUAAAAAAUGUAACGAAAAAAAAACUGACAAAGUCCAAUUAUAG
Brassicogethes aeneus is the source of this 492-nucleotide messenger RNA. NCBI's taxonomy places the organism in Eukaryota, Metazoa, Arthropoda, Insecta, Coleoptera, Nitidulidae. The record is from the annotation of a GenBank genome assembly.